AUGUUCCCUCCAUUCUCAAAACAACCACCACCAGAAAAUACCCAAAAUUCUUCUCUCAAUAUUUGCUGCAAUGAUGAUUAUUUAGAUUUAUUAUUUGGUGCUUCUCUCCCUUUGGAUCAAGUUUGUUAUGCUUUUGCUUAUGGAUCUGGAGCUAUUCCACAAAAAGGGGAAAAUCAAAAAGAAAAAAUGGUGAGGUUUUUAUAUAUUUUUUGUUGGGGGAGGGGGGGUCUUUGA
Molecule: messenger RNA, 234 nt
Organism: Meloidogyne enterolobii
Lineage: Eukaryota; Metazoa; Nematoda; Chromadorea; Rhabditida; Meloidogynidae
Source: the annotation of a GenBank genome assembly